GAUAUUUCAACUUUCAACUGUCAAGAUGUGUUUUCACAACUUGCGUGGAUUUUGUUGAUACAGUUUUACUGAUUGUUAGUACAAUCAGUUGUUCGUGAAACUUUGUUUUUACAUAAAUUUGCUAUCAACAGUCGUAUACUUUCAGUAAUAAAGUAUACACAAAAUGGGGUCCAAAAAACACAAGAAAGAAUCGAAAAAGAAGAAGCACAGGAGUAGGUCACGCUCGCCAUUAGAUGGAGAAGACCGGGAACGAAAGCGCCACAGAAAACACAAAGAUCGCAAGAAGGAUCGUUCGCCCGAUGUUGAGGAAGUGCCGGUGGACUCGCACCUGCAGGCGAAGGACGAUCGCUCGCGCUCGCGCAGCCGCAGCACCAGCGCCGCGCCCAGCCUGAAGGAUGAUAGGAACAGUGAAAAAAGCACUGAGGCUGAGAGGUCACAAUCACCAGUCAGCGCGCCGGCAGCCGCCCAGGAGAGCCUGUCCAUUGAGGAGACAAACAAGCUGCGAGCCAAACUUGGCCUCAAGCCUUUGGAGGUUGCUGAGAAACCUGCUGAAGAUGGCAAGAUCAAAGACGACCUCGGCGAGUUCUACCACAAGCCGGCGCCGAACAUCGCGCAACAGAAGAAGUCGGACAAGAUGCGCGAGAAGCUCGACGAGAGACGAGAGAAGAGAAAACUAGAGACCAAGUUGAAAACAACACUUCUAACAGAAGGGUCGGAUGAUGAGGACGCGUCUGCUUGGAUCAAAAAAUCACGACAACUCGAGCUUCAGAAGCGGGAAGCUGAAAAACGGGCGGCGAUGCUGGACGAGCUGGACGCGGAGUUCGGCGUGGGCGCGCUGGUGGCGGAGGAGCAGCGCGACCAGCGCCGCCGCAGCUACGCGCAGAAGCACCUGCGCGGCCUGCGCGUCGCGCACGACGUCGCCGCGCUGCCCGAGGAGCGCGAGACGAUCCUGACGCUGGCGGACAAGGACGUGCUGGCGGAGGACGGCGAGGACGUGCUCGUCAACGUCAACAUGCUGGACGACGAGCGCUACAGGAAGAACAUAGAGGAGCGCCGCAAGGCCGCGGCCGGCUACCAGGCGUACGACGAGGAGAGCGAGGUGGCGGCGGCGCUCGGCCUCGCGCGGCCGCUGCUCGCCAAGUACGACGACACCAUCGACCCCGACAAGCGCCAGGCCGGCAAGGGCUUCGUGCUGGGGGACGACGCCGCGCUGCAGGCCACGCGCUUUCGGGAGAUGCUGCGGCAAGAGCGUCUGGCGGGCGGGCCGGACAAGCGGCUGGAGUCGCUGAGCGCGCCGGCGCCGCAGCUGGCCGCCGACUACCUGGACGAGCACGAGAUAUCCGCCAAGUUCAAGAAGUUCAAGAAGAAGGGCAAGUUCCGCAAGAAGCCGAAGCAGGAGCCCAUCGACGUGGACGACUACGAGGCGGGCGACGCGCCGCUGCACACGGACGACACCGAAGUACCAGCAGAUGCGGCGGGCGCGGCGGGUGCGGGCGAGCUGGCGGAGGACGAGGACGAGACGGAGGUGGACGGCGAGCUGCAGGCCGCCCUCGCGCGCGCGCGCCGCCUCACGCAGGCCUCCGCCCCGCCAGUGCCCAAGGUGGAGGAGAUCCUGCAGCAAGUGAAGAAGGAGGAGCCGGCGUCGGAGGGCGAGGAGGGCGGCGCCGGCGUCGUGCUGGACGCCACUGCGGAGUUCUGCCGCACCCUCGGGGACAUCCCCACCUACGGGCUCGCCGGCAACCGGGACACCGCCACUGAGAUUAUGGACUUCGAGCGCACGGAGGCGGAGGCGGAGCCCGAGGCGGAGGCCGGGUCGGGCGCGUGGAGCCGCGUCGACAUCGGCAGCGAGAAGCCCGCCGACCUGGUGGCCGGUACGCGCUGCACCAUACGUAUCACCAGUCUAUAUUUGGACCCUUCUCCCUUCGAGUUCCGCGAGAAGAGCAACUUCCGGCCGAACGUGAAGCUGGAGUACGUGGACGACGACGGGCGCGCGCUCUGCCCCAAGGAGGCCUUCCGCUACCUGUCGCACAAGUUCCACGGCAAGGGGCCCGGCAAGAACAAGCAGGAGAACGAGGACGACAAGCACGGGCGUCGCGAGCGCGGGGGGCACGGGGGGCACGGCGGGCACGGCGGGCACGGCGGCAGCGAGUUCCGCGAGAAGAGCAACUUCCGGCCGAACGUGAAGCUGGAGUACGUGGACGACGACGGGCGCGCGCUCUGCCCCAAGGAGGCCUUCCGCUACCUGUCGCACAAGUUCCACGGCAAGGGGCCCGGCAAGAACAAGCAGGAGAAGCGCAUCAAGAAGCAGCAGCAGGAGGGGCUGAUGAAGAAGAUGAGCUCGACGGACACGCCGCUGGGCACGCUGCACAUGCUGCAGCAGAAACAGAAGGAGACCCACUCGCCAUACAUCGUGCUGAGCGGCACCAAGCGGGACACCAACAACUGAACCAUUUCCAUGAUAUACAACACUUCACAGUAACCAUAGAUCAGUAUAAGAAAUAAAUAUGCAUGUUCAAAUUGAUUAAGAAAAUCAGUUCAAUGAAAUUGUAGAUGUAAGAAGUAUUUUCGUGUAACAAAUAUGUGUUGAAAGCGGUGUUGGCAAUCAAUUCAUUUAAUAAAUUUUCGUGUCGUCACUUGCGUUGAUUUCCUCGUUAACUUUUAAUAGAAAACCAACACUGGGUUUAUAUUUUAAUUAAAUUUCUGGAUACCUAUCGUUAUUGUUUUUAAGUGCAUAUGUCAGAUCAUAAGUUUUAUUCCAUUCACUUCAUAACAAAUGUAUGCUACAUUAUACAAUCUAAUACAAAUAAAAGAAUGAACAA
Zerene cesonia (dogface butterfly) is the source of this 2819-nucleotide messenger RNA. RefSeq names its product U4/U6.U5 tri-snRNP-associated protein 1. Gene Ontology annotation, biological process: mRNA cis splicing, via spliceosome; maturation of 5S rRNA. Lineage: Eukaryota; Metazoa; Arthropoda; Insecta; Lepidoptera; Pieridae. Bases 164 to 2446 code for a protein of 760 amino acids. The transcript has 16 exons. Gene Ontology annotation, cellular component: U4/U6 x U5 tri-snRNP complex. The record is from RefSeq and is a predicted model, not a curated record.